GGAUUGGACAGAAGUUGUGUCCGUGCAUGUGUAACUACUGUUCCUUCUAAUCCCUUGUGUGUGUGUGUGUGCUGUGUAUAGUUCCGCGUAUAUUACAUAUAACCGAAGCUGUGCGCAGACGCAGUUGACAGUAGUCGUCGUUCUGAGCAGAGCUUGUGCGUUCACAAACAGGAAGGAAAGAGUGAGAAAGAAAAUGGGGGAAUCUGAGAAACGGAGCGACCUGGAAGAGAACCUGAAGCCAUUCUACCAACGUGCUUCUGAAGCCGAGGAACGCUUAUCCAGACUUGAAGCUGCCCUGGCUACCAAGAAGGAUUCUGAAAAUGAAGAUCAUUUGAAGUUGAUAAGUGAACUUCAGUCACGGCUAGAAGAGGCAGGUGCAGAGCUGGUUGCAGAACGAGAAAAGGCACAUAAGCUUGCGGUGGAAAAUGCAAAACUUGAGUAUCGUAUAAUCCAUCUUGCCAGGGCAGCAAAGGAGGCAGAUCUCAAGUUGGAGCAAAUGGAGAAGUCUUGAUGGGGGAAGCAGCUGGAUGCCUUGAAAUCCGAGGAUCCUGGCACUGGUACUUGAGCUGAGAAAAGCAAUUUGUGGUACUUCUCUUACUCUAGGUCAAUAACUCAAGGAAACCCAAAUACAUAAAUUAGAAUGCCAAUGCCGAUUGCCCCAUAUGUCAUAUUUUUGUUAAGCGGUCUUGUUAUGCAUGUUCAUCUGGGGAUUGCCUUUUUAUAGAACAUGGUCCAUGUGAUCAAACACUUGCAUAGAUUUGUUGAUCUAAAGGAUGGUCCUUGAUGAUCUCGAUCCAAAUCGAAGCAUUCUUCCAUUUCUUUCAAUUGACAUGGUUAACCAAUAAAGUGCUUGUUUUUGGGAGACA
Messenger RNA from Juglans regia (Persian walnut), 866 nucleotides. RefSeq lists its product as uncharacterized. Bases 194 to 511 code for a protein of 105 amino acids. The transcript is spliced from 5 exons. The record is from RefSeq and is a predicted model, not a curated record. NCBI's taxonomy places the organism in Eukaryota, Viridiplantae, Streptophyta, Magnoliopsida, Fagales, Juglandaceae.